Messenger RNA from Centropristis striata (black sea bass), 1598 nucleotides. It is a transcript of the gene kctd12.1, whose product is annotated as potassium channel tetramerisation domain containing 12.1. The transcript has a single exon. Bases 107 to 973 code for a protein of 288 amino acids. Gene Ontology annotation, cellular component: presynaptic membrane; postsynaptic membrane. NCBI's taxonomy places the organism in Eukaryota, Metazoa, Chordata, Actinopteri, Perciformes, Serranidae. Gene Ontology annotation, molecular function: protein binding. Gene Ontology annotation, biological process: regulation of G protein-coupled receptor signaling pathway; protein homooligomerization. The record is from RefSeq and is a predicted model, not a curated record.
ACGCGCGCUCACGCACGUGGUAAGCCCAGGCUUCAUAAACAAGCCGCUGCCACUUAGUUGCUCAGUAUUUCCACUGAUCCCACAUCAGUGCAGCGGCUCAGAGAAGAUGGCACUGGCCGACACAGAGCGCGGAGUGUCCAGCUGCGGGGACUCGGGUUCCCCGUUUUCAGAGAUUAUUGAGCUAAAUGUCGGCGGACAGGUUUAUGUCACCAGACACAAAACUCUCAUCGCCGUGCCAGACUCGCUGCUGUGGAACAUGUUCAGCAAGAAGUCACCCAAGGAGUUGGCGAGGGACAGCAAAGGGCGCUUCUUCUUGGACAGGGACGGGUUCCUGUUCCGCUACAUCCUAGAUUACCUCCGAGACCUGAAUUUGGUCCUCCCGGACUACUUCCCGGAGAAAAGUCGACUGCAGAGGGAGGCUGACUUUUUCCAGCUGCGGGACCUCGCUAAGCGCCUAAGCCCCCGGGUGAGUAAGGACAAUUCAAUCAGCGAGGAGAUCAGCCAGAGCGACACGGAGGAGGGUGCGCAGCAGUGCGGCUCCUCCAGCGGCAUGGAGACUUUACGCGCCAUGUCGGUCAGCGGGGCGAUGCGCUCCCCGUCACUGGACUCCAGAAAGUCGGGCUAUAUCACGAUAGGAUACCGCGGCUCGUACACCAUUGGCAGAGACAUCCAAACCGACGCCAAAUUCAGGAGAGUGGCGCGCAUCACGGUGUGUGGGAAGACGUCUCUGGCCAAAGAAGUGUUUGGGGACACGCUGAAUGAGAGCAGAGACCCGGACAGGCCUCCAGAGAGAUACACAUCCCGAUACUAUCUCAAGUAUAAUUUUCUGGAGCAGGCAUUUGACAAGCUGACAGAGGUGGGCUUCCACAUGGUGGCCUGCAGCUCCACAGGCACCUGCGCCUACACCAGCAAUGAUCCAAACGAGGACAAAAUUUGGACAAGCUACACUGAAUAUGUCUUCUGCCGGGAUUAACCAACAGUAAACAAGUCGAGUUGAUGUAAAUAGACAUUUCAUGACCUAGAGGGGAAUGUCUUUAAAUAGUGUUGCAUUUGCUGUGUUGAAUGGUACUAAUUGUAAAGGACGAGUGACUGCAAAAAUAUUGCUCCAUUAUUCUGAGAAUAGCUAAAUAGCAGUAUUACCACUUCUGUGGUCAAACCAGAGACACAAACUGCCAUUAAACAGAGUCUACACAAAUUAAAAAAUGGAAUUUAAAUGUUCAAAGUGAAUAGAGCAUCAUUUGAGUUUGACACACCCAUCCAAAAGUCUUGCGUGGGAAAAAAAAAACACCAACAAAAUGCCAUCAUCUCCACCUCAUAUAACUGCAUAUCAAUGUUUCAGUCAUAUCUGACUCAGUGCUGCUUGUAUUGAAAGGCAUCCAAGAACAGACAAGCAGCAAUUAGUAUUCAGUGUCAUUGUUACUUCUAGGCUUGCUCUAUCACAUGUUUGACCAAGUUUUUGUAUUAUCUAAUAGGCUCUUAUACAGUUCUACAGUUCAGUUCUAUCACUGACAUGGUUGUAAGUGUAUGUACUUGCUUGGUAGACUUGUAUUUGUUAAACUUGUUCAGAUGAAAUAAAAUCUUGUACUCGGCUAUUCUCA